This is a messenger RNA of Monomorium pharaonis (pharaoh ant), 2120 nucleotides long. Its product is annotated as scaffold protein salvador. The coding region runs from base 759 to 1928 and encodes 389 amino acids. Gene Ontology annotation, biological process: regulation of cell population proliferation; apoptotic process; hippo signaling. NCBI's taxonomy places the organism in Eukaryota, Metazoa, Arthropoda, Insecta, Hymenoptera, Formicidae. The record is from RefSeq and is a predicted model, not a curated record. Gene Ontology annotation, molecular function: protein binding; molecular adaptor activity. The transcript has 8 exons.
CACAAUUUUGAUUGGUCACUUGAGUCACAUGGUUUAUCCGCCAUUGCGUACCCACGCUGGGCGAGAAAGAGGGGAGAGUGCUCUCUCUGUGUUGAGCAGUGUUAAAAGAAUGUGUCAGAAAUUAUAAGGCUCGCAUUGUUUACUAUCUCCACUACUCCAAACUCCAGACAGUCCAGACCCCAGCCCCAGGCUCCAGCCCCCAUCCAGUCUCCGUUGGAUACAAGAUGGUGGAUAGAAGUCAUGGUGGGGGGCCAUUGGCGCAUCUUUUAUUAUAGGUCUUUAAUCUGCAUCGAUUCGAGUCUAUUCCAGCCAAUAAACUCUGCGACUCUAGUGAUAUUCGAGCACUCGUCGGGGUUCUUUCGGCCGUUCCCUUUGGAACACAAAAAAUGGCCGCCGAAAAUAUAUUUGUCAAAUCACGUGACCAGUGACCACACAGCUUUUGCAUGAACUGUGAUUGUCGAUGACGUUUUCGUGGGACUUGUGGGAGUCGCGAAAAGCGACAUUGCUAAACGUUCGAGAUGUGAGGUGACGGACUGGCGAUGUAAUCUCUUUGUCGUUUCUCCUGAUUGCCGCAUAUCGCAAUAGUACCCGUUCUUUUCUUCUUAGUACGUUCCAGCUUUUCUUUUUCGCGUGAUUUUGUGACUCGCAACGCGUCUGUUAGGUUAGAUCAUGUCGAUGUUGCGUUAAUAUUUGCACUUUAACGACCGCGAUCGUGACGACUGUUCUUACUCCAUUUCACACGACGCUGCCGACCCAAUAUGCUGUCAAGAAAGAACAAGGAUCUGAGGACAAUCAAGGAAGGAGUAGUCGGCAGAUACGUAAAGAAGGAAACGCCACCUGAGAUGCCGAUUAUCAAUGUGUGGACGACAGAGCCAAACAGAAGGCAAAGACGGCGUAACAAUCAUCCAAUGAUACCAAGCUCUACGUCCAUUUCCCCACAACAACCUAGUAUGGUGCAAAAGUUUGGAAAUACUAAAACCACAACCAGCGCCGUUGGUCUGGGCAGUCACGAGGGAAAAUAUACACCAAAUAAUUCUGUUCCCGACUUAGCUCAAAGAUUUACUCACCUUUCCGUUAAUACUGCAAUGAAUGACGGCAUGUUUUCGAGGACCGCCACACCCAUGUAUCAUCCUGAACUGUCACCUGCAAUGUCACACACUUAUAUCAAUCAAUACGCUGGAUCAGAGUAUCAUCUAGACAGAGUUCAAACACCACAGAUGCCUCAUAUGCCUCUCGACGUCGAUGCUGGCUAUGAAGACUAUAAUUAUUCCAUUUAUCGCCACCAUGCUGGUUACAGUAGAUGCUAUUCGGAAAGAUCAAGUUCUCGCAGCGAGCAGCAGCAGCAGGACGAAUUACCUUUGCCACCUGGAUGGUCAGUCGAUUUCACGCUCCGUGGCCGAAAGUAUUAUAUCGAUCAUAACACCAAGACUACGCAUUGGUCGCAUCCGCUUGAAAAGGAAGGCCUACCCACGGGAUGGGAGCGAAUCGAGUCUCCCGAAUACGGUGUUUAUUAUGUCAACCACAUCACGCGCCAGGCGCAGUACGAACAUCCAUGUUAUCCACACGAGAUGCAAGCGGUGCGGGUCGUGUCGCCACCGCGGCACACGCACUUUCACUCUCACAGCGUCCUGGUACCAGCCAAUCCUUAUCUCAACGAGGAGAUACCACAUUGGUUAUAUGUGUACAGCAGGGCCUCAAUAGCCCUAGACCGCAAGCUGCGUUGGGAAUUGUUUCGCUUGCCCGAACUGGACUGUUUCAAUGCCAUGCUCACCAGAUUGUACAAGCAAGAACUGGAGGAGGUCGUAAUGCGUUACGAGGAGUACAGAUCGGCAUUGCUAUGCGAAAUGGAACAGAGAUUGAAGGAAUUGAAUCCAGAAUCCAGUGGUUCCAACAUUGGUACUGUUGCUUUACGGAGAUCUCUUCCUUGAGAGAAAGAUUUGAAUGAUUAAUUGUUAUAUGCGAUUUUUUGUCUAUUAUCUGAAGGAAGAUUUUACUUUUAAAAGCAUUACAAAUGUGAUUAGCUCUGUAUUUUAUAUACAUGUAGAUAGUGUAAAGCUCUACAAGGUUUAUCUCGUUUGCUAAUACAUAUUAUACGAUGUUACAAAAUAAUUAUUACAUGC